AUGUUGGUGAUCCCAAAAGUCUCCUCUGUUGGUGAGGAGCUCCACCAUCUCGAAAAGGACCGAUCAAUCUCAACUGAUCCAACAGAAAGUCGAAAAAGGCGGACAAUCCGGCUGAUUCGCUCCAACUCCUCAUGGGGAUUUACCUUACAGACUUACGGCAUUCGGCAUAAAAAAACAAAUGAAAUUGAAAUCACAACUUAUGUUGAUUAUGUUGAGAUUGACAGUCCUGCUUGGGUUUCUGGAAUGCGAAGAGGAGAUGUUAUCCUGUCUGUAAAUGGAGAAAGUGUUGAGCAGUCAACACAUCAACAGCUCGUUGAGAAAAUCAAGGCCUGUACGCAGAACAUGAGAUUAGUGGUUUUAUUUGAAGACUGCUGCCGAAAAGUCGAGCUACAUGAUCGUUACAUAAAAUUAAAAAAGGUCCUCAAGGAAAAAAGAAGGGAACUGCGGCUUUUAGAAGAACAGGAACAUUGUAUUCUUCAAGGUGUAACUCGAAUGGACUGUGCCCGGCUAAGUUGUCGCAGUUCAGCCAGCUCUCUGGACAGCACUCUUGACCGUUACAGCUUGAUCCGUCCGAGUUCCAUGGGGAACAUGCCCACAACCAGUCACUUUCCCUUCUUUCGGACCACGGACAGUGACACAACCAACAGCUUCUACAGUGAGGCGUCUGAAAAUGGCAGCAUAUUUGGCAUUGUUGGGGUUGAUCUGGACUCUGAUACCCACAGUUGUGCUUCGUCUGUGAUUAGCUCGGGAGCUCCGGACUGUGUUAUGCCUGAAACACCUUUGGGAGGCUCUUGUAGUGGUAGUAGCAAUAGUGUUAUGGAGAACGAGCCACAUUUACAAGUUGGAACUCAAGAAAGACGGUUAAAUGAAUUUGAGCAAGAGUUGUACACAAUGGCAAAGGACUCUGUGGGUGAGGGACUUGCUGAGGAGCAACUAUGGCAGCCAGAACUGAUGAUGGAAGGGUUGGUGCCCCCUCCAUUAUUGCUCCCCAAUGAACAUAUAAAUGAAAGAGAUGAAAUAACAAGAUUGUAG
Molecule: messenger RNA, 1032 nt
Organism: Acanthosepion pharaonis
Lineage: Eukaryota; Metazoa; Mollusca; Cephalopoda; Sepiida; Sepiidae
Source: the annotation of a GenBank genome assembly